UUUUCUUCUUUAUAGUCAGAAAAUGAACGGAGAGGUUCACAGUCAUUUAGAAGAGAACAUUCGUCCAUACAUUGAUCUGAUUGACACUCUGCGGUCAGUUGGCAUUCACAAGGACUUGUCAUUACCAACUAUUGCAGUGAUCGGAGACCAAAGUUCUGGAAAAAGCUCUGUGUUGGAGGCACUGUCUGGAAUUGCUUUACCAAGAGGGACUGGAAUCGUCACCAGAUGUCCAUUAGAGCUGAAGUUGAAGAAGGUAACAAGUGGAGUCAACUGGAAGGCUGUUCUGUCUUACCGUAAAAAGAAAACAGAUAUUGCUAAUUCAUCAUCGGUUGAAAACAAAAUCAAAGAAGCCCAGAAUGAGCUGGCAGGCAAAGGUGUAGGAAUAUGUGAUGAACUCAUCACUUUAGAGGUCAUGUCACCAGAUGUGUGUGACCUUACACUGAUUGAUCUACCUGGAAUUGCCCGAGUCCCAGUAAACGGACAACCAGAGGAUAUUGCAGAACAGAUUAAACGUCUGAUUACGAGAUAUAUUGAGAAGCAAGAGACUAUAAACAUGGUAGUGGUCCCUUGUAACAUUGACAUUGCAACAACAGAAGCAUUAAACAUGGCACAAAAAGUAGAUCCUGAGGGCAAAAGAACUGUCGGCAUUUUGACCAAGCCAGACCUCAUAGACAGGGGAACAGAGAAACAAAUUCUGGACAUUGUUCAGAACAAAACGAUUCCUCUCCGCAAAGGUUACAUCAUGGUGAAGUGUAGAGGACAACAUCAGAUCAAUGAGAACAUUUCUCUGGAGGAGGCAGCAAAAGAAGAGAGAGAUUUCUUCCAAAAACAUGAUUUUUUCAGAUGCCUCUUGAAUGAGGACAAAGUGACUAUUAAAAGUCUUGCCACCAAACUGACUCAGCAUCUCGUUGAUCAUAUUAAAAAAUCCCUCCCGCAGCUCAAUGAGCAGAUAAAAAAGCAGUUGUGUGACCUGAGGAAUGAGCUCAAAGAGUGUGAGGCUGGACCACCACAAGACCCUAAGGGUGCCAAACAAUUCCUCACUGAAACUAUAAUGAAAUUCAUCAAACAAAUCAAUUCCAUAUCAGCAGGAGAGCUGGUCAUUGGGGAAAAUUUAUUUGGCCAGCUUCGGAUGGAAUUCAAGAAAUGGAAUGAUCAUCUUAAUAAUAGAAAGCUAUCCUUUAAUAAUUCACCUGAAGAGGAAAUAACAUUCAACCAGGAAUUCAGAGGGAGGGAACUGCUCGGCUUCAGCAACUACAAAAUGUUUGAGGUGGUUCUGCAGAAGCAUGUGGCCACACUUAAAGACCCUGCCAAUCACUUACUCAAUGUCAUCAAAGACAUCGUCAUCAAGCAGUUUACUCAUGUAGUGAAUCAGUGUUUCCAAAACUACCCUGUUCUUCUAGAUAUCACUAAGGACAAAAUUUACAACAUUCAGUCAGUCCAGCAAGAAAAGGCGGAGAAAAGGAUUUCAGAGCAGUUUGACAUGGAAGACAUGAUCUUCACUCAAGAUGCUAUCUACUUAAAGAGCCUAAAAGAGAUUACAAAAGACAUGUUUUCAGAAGAGCAGAUACCUCUCUUUGACAAAAAAUGCAAGUACGGUGAAAUGCUGCAGGCGUAUUAUGAGAUUGUGGUGCACCGGAUGGCUGACCAACUGCCCAUGAUAAUCACUCUUUUCAUGCUGAAGCAAACUGCUCACCACCUGUCUACUGAGAUGGUGUAUUUACUGGAUGGGGCAAAUGUGAGCGAGCUCCUGUUCGAGGACUCUGAUGUUGGUAGAAAGCGCAGAGACCUGCAUGUUCGUCUGGAGCGUAUGAAAAUUGGUCAAGAAAAAAUUAGCAAUUUCAUCUGAGCAAUCUACUGACUGGAGGAU
Carassius carassius (crucian carp) is the source of this 1867-nucleotide messenger RNA. RefSeq names its product interferon-induced GTP-binding protein Mx2-like. Bases 23 to 1846 code for a protein of 607 amino acids. The record is from RefSeq and is a predicted model, not a curated record. Gene Ontology annotation, molecular function: microtubule binding; GTP binding; GTPase activity. The transcript has 12 exons. Gene Ontology annotation, cellular component: membrane; cytoplasm; nucleus. Lineage: Eukaryota; Metazoa; Chordata; Actinopteri; Cypriniformes; Cyprinidae. Gene Ontology annotation, biological process: defense response to virus.